AUGGCCGCCUCCUCCUCCACCUCUAUUCUCUCUCCCACCACCACCAUAGUCCACCACCACUCCUCCAAGCUCCCCUUCACCUCCACCUCCACCACUACUACUUUCACCAACAACAGACCUCUCACCAGGCUCCACGUGUCCACCCCAACCAACAAGCCCGCCAACAACACCACCACCACCAGUACCAAGAAACCCACCUCGGAGACCGUCUUCUUCGACGGCGGGGCCCACUACGGCGACCUCGCCGCCAACCUCGUUCUCGGCUUCACUCUCCUGUGGCUUCCCCUAACGUUAGCCGCUGUCUUCCGGGCCUUCUUCCUUCGGUACAGGUUCACCAACCUGCGGGUGACGGUGAUAUCGGGACUGACGGGACAGGACAGGAGUGACUUCUCGUACAAGGUCAUCAAGGACGUUCAGGUUGUGCCGCGUUUCAUCGGCGAGUGGGGUGAUAUUAUCAUCACCCUCAGAGAUGGCACCAAGGUGGAUCUUAGGAGUGUGCCCAAGUUCAGAGAGAUUGCCAAGUAUUGCUUAUCCAUGGCUGAAAAGCCUGCCGUGGUUAAAGAAGCAGGAACCAAGGGCUUUUGAUUCUAAGCUUAGUUUCAUGCAAACCCUUACUUCUGUAUAACAAUCUGAGCUUUGUUAUUAUAAUGAUCCUUAUUUUUUUGUAGAUAAUAAACUUUACUUGGUUGUCUAUCUCUGCUAUUCAUAAAUUAAGAACUUAAUUCUUCUGUAAACAGAUUGUUGAAAUGCUUGUUGGGAUUGUA
Fragaria vesca subsp. vesca is the source of this 764-nucleotide messenger RNA. RefSeq lists its product as uncharacterized. The transcript has a single exon. The coding region runs from base 1 to 585 and encodes 194 amino acids. The record is from RefSeq and is a predicted model, not a curated record. NCBI's taxonomy places the organism in Eukaryota, Viridiplantae, Streptophyta, Magnoliopsida, Rosales, Rosaceae.